UUUGAGUCGCCACUAAAUAAGAAACGAGUAAAAACUGAAACUAAUAAAAACUGAACAGACAGAAAAAACACUGAUUAGAAAGAAAAGGCUGUAGGAGCACAGGGAUCACUGCACAGACAACGAGCUCAUUAUUAGGAACUUUAGUCACGUUUAAGUGAAAAUGCAUAAUUUGGAAGAGCAGAUUUAAGAGUGGAAAUCAGAAAAUAAUUAAUAUUAGCUCAGUAAAAACACAUUUAAAGCACAGCCAUAAUAAUAACGGAAGAUAGUGACGUCAUACGUGCAGCUGUAAUUCGUACAUUUUCCAGCAGAUGUCAGCAAAGCCAAACUUUUAACAUGUGGCUGCUUCACUGUGCCGAUAACACAAAGAUGAAUAGAAACAACAGAAAUGACACGAACGUGUCGUUUAUGGUUAACAGAGCGGGCGUCCACGCGCUCUGUGGACAGAUUACAGCACAGGCGUCGACGCCUUAUUUUCAAUCAUAACUAUAAUUAAUAUCAUUAAAUAAAAUGUUCAGACAUCCUUUAUCGUCAUCAUCACUUCAGCCUCGGGAGUGGACGUCCCAGCAAAUUAACUCAAAGAUCAAACCAGGAAAAAAAGCCCUGAGAGGCUCGUCUGACUCUACAGGCCUCAGUCAACAGGUUAAAGGUCAAAGUUCAUGACAGCACAAUGAGAAAAAGACUGACCCUGCAGGAGAAAGACUUUUCCUUUAAUAAGAACUCGGCAGUACGGCCUGGGUUUGCAAAGCUGCACCAGAACAACGUCCUUUGGACAGAUGAGACCCGAGCGGAGACGUUUGUCCGGAAGAUCAGUGUCGUCAACACCUGACCUGAUCCCUGCUGCCUUGUUGUACAAAUACUGUACAAAUACAGUUAUUAUUAUGAAUGACUGUAUCUCCACAUGCUGACGUCUUUUCGUGCAGACAGUGUUGGUUACUAUAACAUAAAAGUUGCUACAAUAUAAAAGUUGCAGGGAUGUUGGAGACGUGAUCUCGCUGAGUGAUGGUACUGCUGCAUAUGAUCUGCUUACUGCUUAGAAGAAAGCGGGAGGACAGUGUGUGUGUAUCCGGCUGUAAACAUGUUUGUUUCUGCUGUGAAGUUAUACCAUGGGAGCGCAUGGGGCGGACUCCCUGCUGCCCCCGCCGGUGCGCAGAGGAACCGCAGCUUUGUCCUGCUGAGAAUCAUUGGUCGGUGAAACUUCAGAAAGUUUCCUUCAUUGUUUCAGGAGCUCCGCUCAGAGAAGGACAGCCGGGCUGCGAGCUUCCAGCCUGCGUGUGUGUGUGCUGCCUGUCCUCCUCUCUGAGUGUGUGUGUCUCUGAGUGUGUGUGUGAGGGGGCAGCUGGUCGCUCGGCUCUGCUCGGUUAGAAAUGGCGCUGCGGGCUGCUCUGCUCUCCUCUCUGCUGCUGCUCUGCGCGGUUCGGCGGUUCGGCCUGUGCUGUCCGAGCCGCUGCCUGUGUUUCCGGACCACGGUGAGAUGUAUGCAUCUGAACCUGGAGACGGUGCCGGCGGUCUCUCCGCAGACCACCAUCCUAGACCUGAGGUUCAACAAAAUCAAGGAUUUACAGCCGGGUUCCUUCAGGCGACUAAAGAACCUCAACACCCUCCUUCUCAACAACAAUCACAUACGGAGGAUCCCCAGGGGGGCGUUCGAAGACCUGGAAAACCUCAAAUAUCUCUAUUUGUACAAGAAUGAAAUCCAAUCAAUUGACAGACAAGCAUUUAAGGGGCUUGUCUCUCUUGAGCAACUGUACCUGCACUUCAACAACAUCGAGUCUUUGGAACCAGAGUCCUUCACUCAUCUACCAAAGCUGGAGCGACUGUUUCUGCACAACAACAGGAUCACCCAGCUGGUGCCGGGAACCUUCUCUCAUCUUCAGGCCAUGAAGCGACUGCGACUGGAUUCCAACUCCUUAAACUGUGACUGCGAGCUGCUGUGGCUGGCCGACCUGCUGAAGCAGUACGCCGAGUCGGGCAACGCUCAGGCUGCCGCCACCUGCGACUAUCCGAGCCGCCUGCAGGGCAGAUCGGUGGCGACGCUCACCGCCGAGGAGCUCAACUGCGAGGUUCCCAGGAUCACGUCGGAGCCUCACGAUGUGGACGUUACAUCAGGAAACACCGUCUACUUCACCUGUAGAGCCGAAGGCAACCCUAAACCACAGAUUAUCUGGCUCAGGAACAACAACGCGCUAAACAUGCGCGACGACAGCCGUCUGAACCUGCUGGAGGACGGGACGCUGAUGAUCCAGAACACCAGGGAGACGGAUCAGGGAGUGUACCAGUGCAUGGCCAAAAAUGUGGCCGGAGAGGUCAAAACGUCCGAGGUCACGCUGCGGUACUUCGGAGCUCCGUCACGGCCCAGUUUUGUGAUCCAGCCCCAGAACACGGAGGUCCUGGUGGGAGAGAGCGUGACCCUGGAGUGCAGCGCCACGGGCCAGCCACAGCCCCGGGUGUCCUGGACGAAGGGUGACCGGACGCCCCUGCCCAACGACGCCCGCAUCACCAUCACCCCCUCCGGAGGGCUCUACAUCCAGAACGUGGAGCAGGCUGAUGGAGGACAGUACACGUGCUUCGCCUCCAAUAAUGUCGAUACCAUACACGCUACGGCGCACAUCAUCGUGCAAGCAAUCCCUCAGUUCACCGUCGCGCCGCAGGACCAGCUAGCCCUGGAAGGCCACACGGUGGAUUUCCCCUGCGAGGCGACCGGCUACCCUCAGCCGGUGAUCGCCUGGACUCGAGGGGGCAGCCCGUUACCCUCGGACCGCCGUCAUGUGAUCCUGCCCUCCGGCACGCUGCGCAUCACUCGGGUGGCGGCCCACGAUGAGGGCCAGUACGAGUGCCAGGCGGUCAGCCCCGUGGGCACCACACGGACCGCCGUGCAGCUCAGCAUCCAGCAGAGAGUGACGCCUGUUUUCACGAAUGCUCCGAGGGACCUGACGGUGGAGUCCGGGCAGGACGUGCAGAUUCCCUGCAGCGCUCAGGGCCAGCCGCAGCCGGUCCUCACCUGGAACAAGGAUGGUGUUCAGGUGACAGAAAGUGGAAAGUUCCACAUCAGCCCCGAGGGUUACCUGGAAGUGAAGGACGUGGGCACGGCUGACGCCGGACGCUACGAGUGUGUCGCACGCAACCCCAUCGGCUACCAAGUGGCUAGCAUGGUGCUAACCGUGACAGUGCCCGCCGUCAGCAGAGAGGGCGACACCUUCGUCAGCACGUCCAUAGAGCAGGCCAUCCGUAAUGUGGACAGCGCCAUCGAGUCGACGAGGAGGCGUCUCUUUGAUGGUCAGCCUCGCACCCCCGGGGAGUUGCUGGCUCUCUUCCGGUACCCGCGGGACCCCUACACCGUGGAGCAGGCGCGGGCCGGAGAGAUCUUCGAGCAGACGCUGCUGCUCAUCCAGAACCACGUCAACCGGGGUCUCAUGGUGGACACCAACGGCACCGCAUUUCGCUACAACGACCUGGUCUCCCCCCGCUUCCUGGACAUGAUCGCCAACCUGUCCGGCUGCACGGCCCACCGCCGCAUCAACAACUGCUCGGACAUCUGUUUCCACCAGAAGUACCGCAGCCACGACGGCACCUGCAACAACCUGCAGCACCCGAUGUGGGGCGCCUCGCUCACCGCCUUCGAGCGGCUGCUGAAGUCCGUCUACGAUAACGGUUUCAACCUUCCGCGAGGCGUCACCGACCGCGUCCAUAACGGCUACAAGCUGCCGCUGCCAAGGCUGGUGUCCACCACCAUGAUCGGAACGGAGACCAUCACCCCCGACGACCGCUACACGCACAUGCUGAUGCAGUGGGGUCAGUUCCUGGACCACGACCUGGACUCCACGGUGGUGGCUCUGAGCCAGUCCCGGUUCUCCGACGGCCAGCUGUGCGCUCAGGUGUGCACCAACGACCCGCCCUGCUUCCCCAUCCAGUUCCCGCCCAACGACCAGCGGCAGCUGCGGAGUGGCGCCCGCUGCAUGUUCUUCGUCCGGUCCAGCCCGGUGUGCGGCAGCGGGAUGACGUCUCUGCUGAUGAACAGCGUUUACCCGAGAGAGCAAAUCAACCAGCUGACCUCCUACAUCGACGCCUCCAACGUCUACGGCAGCUCGCGGCACGAAUCAGAGGAAGUCCGCGACUUGGCGAGCCAGAGGGGCCUCCUGCCAGGCAUCAUACAGCGGACGGGCAAGCCGCUCCUGCCGUUCGCCAGCGGGCCGCCCACCGAGUGCAUGAGGGACGAGAACGAGAGUCCCAUUCCGUGCUUCCUCGCCGGAGACCACCGAGCCAACGAGCAGCUGGGUUUGACCGCCAUGCACACCGUGUGGUUCAGGGAACACAACCGCAUCGCUACAGAGCUGCUGAGGCUGAACCCCCACUGGGACGGGGACACCAUCUACCACGAGGCCCGGAAGAUCGUCGGCGCCCAGAUGCAGCACAUCACCUACAACCACUGGCUGCCCAAGAUCUUAGGCGAGGUUGGCGUGAAGAUGAUGGGGCCGUACGGGGGCUACGACCCCAACGUGAACGCCGGCAUCUUCAACGCGUUUGCCACCGCCGCGUUCCGUUUUGGCCACACCCUCAUCAACCCGAUCCUGUACAGGUUAGACGAGGACUUCCAGCCGAUCCCGCAGGGCCACAUCUCUCUGCACCGCGCCUUCUUCUCGCCGUUCCGCAUCGUAAAUGAGGGCGGCAUUGACCCGCUGCUUCGCGGGCUCUUCGGCGUCGCCGGUAAAAUGCGCGUCACCACGCAGCUUCUGAACACCGAGCUGACGGAGCGGUUAUUCUCCAUGGCCCACGCCGUGGCUCUGGACCUGGCCGCCAUGAAUAUACAGCGAGGGAGGGAUCACGGCAUCCCGCCGUAUAACGACUACAGGACCUUCUGUAACCUGACGUCCGCUCAGACCUUUGACGACCUGAAGAACGAGAUUAAGAAUCCGUCGGUCAGAGAGAAGCUGCAGAGGCUGUACGGCACGCCUCUGAACAUCGACCUGUUCCCCGCCCUCAUGGCUGAAGAUCUGGUCCCCGGCAGCAGGCUGGGCCCCACCCUCAUGUGUCUCCUCACCACUCAGUUCAAACGCGUGCGUGACGGCGACAGGUUCUGGUAUGAGAACCCGGGCGUGUUCACGCCUGCCCAGCUGACCCAGCUGAAGCAGGCGUCCCUCGCCCGGGUGCUGUGCGAUAACGGCGACAACAUCACGCGCGUACAGCGGGACGUGUUCAGGGUGGCCGAGCUGCCUCACGGCUACAUCAGCUGUGACGACGUCCCUCAGAUCGACCUGCGCAUGUGGCAGGACUGCUGCGAAGACUGCAGAACCAAGGGCCAGUUCAACGCCCUGUCGUACCACUUCAGGGGACGCCGGUCAGCUGAGCACAGCUACAAAGAGGACAAUCCUGCCAGCAGCUCCCAGGAGAACAGCUCAGUGGAGGAAACUCCGGGCAGUCUGGGAAAUGUCUCUGCGACUUCCAGGAAGAGCACUGAGCCCUCCAUCAACGACUUCCAGGAUUUUGUCUCCGACAUGCAGAAGACCAUCACCAGCUUACGAAAGCAGAUUAAAAGACUUGAAGCCCGUUUGAGCACCACUGACUGCACUGACAGCGAGGGCCGCGAGCGAGCGGACGGCGACCGGUGGAAAAAGGACCCGUGCGCCACAUGUGAAUGCAGAGACGCCCAGGUGACCUGCUUCGUGGAGUCCUGCCCAGCGACCGAGUGCAAACGGCCCGUCAAGCUAAAAGGCAGCUGCUGCCCGGUGUGCCUCGAGCAGCUGACGGCGGACGCCCGCCGCCCGUAACGACCCUCAGGACCCCCGCAAACACGCCCUCUGGCGUCUGAACGUCACACGCUCGCAAUCAGACGCAUGGAGAGGACAUGAGACUCGUGAAAUCGCGCGGCUCCACCGCCGCCAACGACCUCGACAGACCCAACAGCCUCGUCUCAGUUUUUCGUUUUCUUCGACCCGGGGAGGGAUUUUAUUUUGUUUCCUGUUUGUUGCACCCAGCGGCGCGAGGCUCGCUUUGAAAUCCUCCGGCGACGAGCCGCUGUCACUAUGUGGAUUUAUUUCUGACCCGACGGAUGGAUGAGCGGACGAGCGGGCGUGAGACGGGCCGGCCUCUCCUUCCUCCCUGCGCCGAGGCUCCCGAAGAGCCGCGACCAGCCGCCGUUUGCCGUUCUGCGCCUCCCGCUCAACGAUAAAUCGCAGGAAGUAGAUGGAAAGGCGGUCGCCAUUUUCUCGUCUCACACAAUAUUCUCAGGUUAGAGAUGCCGAAAACUGGUGCUAUCCCCUGAUUUUAUCACAGUUUAAUCACUAAACCUUCAAAGUAUUCUUUUAUAUGCAAAGCAGCCUAUAUACACUCAGUAUGUCCUUAAUGCUGCAUCACAGUUGAGACGACUGUUGUACUUCUAUGAGUAGAGUUACUGCAUCUUUUAACCCGCGGUGCUUUUUAUCAUGUUAUUCUCUUCUUCUCCCUUUUUGUAUAAAAUUGUUGCAUAUGAAGAAAAUGUGAAGCCCUACAAAAAUGUUUGUAAUGCAAAAGAAAUGUCUACUGAUCUCUGCUCGUCGGUCCACUGACGACUCCCUCGCCGUCUGUGGCGGAGGCUCGGCCGGCUCUCGCUCCGGCGGCGCUCCUUUCCAACUUUGAAAGAAACCCUGUUUGUACCACUGUGUUCACGUGCCGUGAACUUUAUUCCAGUAUUUUCCUCAGUAUUUUAAAGCCAAAAGUAUGAUUUUAUGAGUUUAUGUUUGAAUGUUGUCCUGGUUCAGUAUUCUCACUUUGACCUGCUCUCGGUUGUUGCUCGUGUUGGCACCGGUGCUUCUGCAGAUUAGCUCAGUAAUUACAAUGAAACAAACAUCUGACUGGAUCUGAACAAGUUUUAGCAGAAAGGUUUAAAGCCACACAAACGAUAACUGUUGGUUUAAGUAGCAGCUGACUGAAACGAUGCUUACCUGCCAGAAACCCUGAAUCAGCCACAGUCGUGUCAGCGAAUAUCAGAACAGAAUAAACAAUUAGAUUCUUAUCAGGUGUCUAAAUGAGGUUAAUACAACCUGUUAUCAUCUAUUCUACAGACGCUAAUCUGAAAUGCAGAAACAGUGUGAAAAACCACCCUUAAUGCUUCCACAGGAGUAAUGACAGCGAGGAGCUGCCAAUCAGAUGCAUUGAUUAAUUGAUCAUCAUCAGCACCUCUGUAAAAGCAGGAGCUUUGUCAGUUUGCAGGUCUGGAUCUUCACAGGAGUGGACAACCUAGAAAAUUGACCGUGAGGUCAGAACCAAGCGCUCCGGCUCAAACUCUGCAGGCUUCAGCUAGCAUGUCAAAGGUUAAAGGUCACGACAAGCAGAAGAAGACAGAACAAGCGUGGGUCGUUUGGAAGGAGAAAGCUGAGCAAAGACUCCAGAGGGCAGAUGUUUGUCCGUCAGCCUAACAGCUGGACCGUGAACUCCAAAGAUACAUGAUGCUGAAACCUCACAGUGAUGAGACCCACUGAGACGGUCACACAGGAAACCGUCACGUCAAGUGCUCCUCCACGAAUCACAGGGUGGACUCGCAUACACGGCGUCUGCAUUUUGGCUUUUGUUAAAUAACGACUAAUGAAUGAAUAAUGAAUUAAUGCGUCGCUUAUUCCAGGUCGUAUUUACCUCAUUUUAAAGACUUUAUUUUGCCCUGAUAUGUAAGACAGAGAAACUUCCCUUUACCAUGAUUACAGUGAUGAUUAAAAGCUGCACAUUUAAAGCUAACACUGAGCGUCAGUGUGAUAAACAGUGAACAGCUGAAAUAUAACAGCUAACAGAAACGAUAGCUAGCUGCUGUCCAUAAUACACUUAGUGUUAUAAUAAGUAGCAAAAAUAUUUCUGCCAGUUUGUGUAUUUAUUGACAGUUUGGCUAAAAGUUGUUUAGAUCCAGUUUAAAAGACUAAAGGGGGGCACAGCCUGAGGCUGCGCUGGUGCCGAUGAAGGACUGCGAGCAGCUCUGCUCUGCAGCUCUCGGUCCGAGGACACGCUUGCAUACAUUCCUGUGUCCCCCCCCCUCGCUCUUCCAGUUUUUGUUCAUGCCCCCCCUCCGGUUUGGUGUUUAUAUAGGUUAGGAAUGCCGACCGUGCUCGUGUUUCUCUGAGACAUGGAGGCUGACGUCAUGUAGCCGAGCAUGUGUGGAGCGCAGGCCUCUGACCCUCAUUCCUUCAUAAUUGAAGCCAUAUGAGAGGAAGUGAUGCUGGGGGGAGGGGCGCUCAGGAUCGGGGGUGCUGUUUGUGAGACCGAUUUACCGCCUUUCACACGUACUGUACAUACGGACCACUCCUCGUACUCUCCCUGCACUGACUCGCUCCGUGUAACACAUCUCGUCUUCCUGUUUUUCCUCCGAUUGUGUCGGAGCGUGUGCGGUUUUCCUUUCCUGUGUUUUCUUCUUCAUGUGGUAACAUCCUGCGAGCUGAUCGGUGACAGUGAAGAUGUCAGAGCGCCCACAGUCACACUGGUAAACAGUAUCACCUCAUACUGGACGAACUGUGUUUACAGUGGUGUCUCCUUCUCCUGCAGCACCAGUUACUGUGUGUUUGUGUCCCCAUCCUAAUCCUCCUGUUUCUCUCACAGCUACUAGCUUCGGCUCGCGUCCCGAGGUUUGGCCGCCGAGGCUCUGUGAGCUCUUUGCGUUACCCGUCUGUGUGUGUUGGUAGAUGUGUGUAUUUGUGGGUUCCUCUUUUUUUAUUUCCCCUUGAAAAGGUUCCCAGUGUCAGUGGAGCGCACUGCCCUGCAGUACUGAACACUGUCCUAACCAGCGGUCAUUGUGGAUAACCUAGUGCCUGUCAUGACAGUUGUAUUGUACCUUUGCCAAAGAAUGGUUUGCACUGUAAUGUAUGCCUCUCAACAGUAAUGAUAAAUAAAAAAGCCACAUUUGAAUUACAGUCA
Oreochromis niloticus (Nile tilapia) is the source of this 8865-nucleotide messenger RNA. It is a transcript of the gene pxdn, whose product is annotated as peroxidasin. Lineage: Eukaryota; Metazoa; Chordata; Actinopteri; Cichliformes; Cichlidae. Gene Ontology annotation, molecular function: heme binding; protein binding; peroxidase activity. Gene Ontology annotation, biological process: response to oxidative stress. The record is from RefSeq and is a predicted model, not a curated record.